AUGAGUGCUAAAGAUGGAAGCGGUACCGCGAGCAUUGAGAAGGAAGAGGUUGAAGCCAUCGAAUAUACCACGGCUCCUCAAAAUAGCACAAACGGCGCUCAGGAAGGUCGGCUGCCCCAACCAGCGUCCCUUACUGCUGAGGAAGAGAAAAGGCUAUGGCGGAAGGUCGACACGCGGAUUUUGCCUAUUUUGACCAUCAUGUAUCUAUGUUCGUUCCUGGACAGAGGAAAUGCGAAACUUCAAGGCCUCACAACACAGUUGGAUCUAACUGGAAACAAGUACAAUAUUGCACUGACUAUCCGAGUCCUGAAGAAGUUUCGGCCAUCGAGAUGGCUUCCUGGUAUUACGCUUGUGUGGGGGGCAAUAAUGACACUCAUGGGGCUUGUGAAGAGCUACCCGCAACUCGUCGGCACGCGCGUCUGCUUGGGCAUCACGGAAGCCGGAUUGUUUCCUGGUGUUGUAUACUACCUCACACUGUGGUAUCCUCGCCAUAUGCUCCAGUACCGCAUUGGGUUAUUCUAUGGAGGAGCAACUAUGGCAGGUGCCUUCUCAGGCCUGCUUGCCUAUGGUAUCUCGUUCAUGUCUGGUACUGCGGGCCUGUUAGGCUGGUCGUGGAUUUUUAUCCUCGAAGGCCUUGCGACAGUAAUAGUUGGUGCCAUCGCCUUCUUCGUGCUGGUUGAUUUUCCGGACACAGCAGAGUUCCUCACUCCUGAGGAACGCGCAUAUAUCACCUGGAGGAAGAAUCAUGACACGUAUUCAUGUAUAUAUAUCACAGAGUACGACAACUCCUCUGUCGGGGAAGAGGAGCACUUUGAAGUGAGACACCUAAUAGACGCGUUCACAGAUUGGCAGGUUUGGCUGCAGAUCAUAGUCUAUUUCUCCAUCAUCACACCUUUAUACGGGAUCUCGCUGUUCUUACCCUUCGGAUACAACGCAGCAAUCAGCGAGCUGCUCACCGUCCCGCCAUAUAUCUGUGCCACUCUUGUCCUGCUCGUGUUCGCUCUAUGGUCCGACCGCAUCAGGCUGCGAUCGCCGUUCAUCCUCGCGGGACUCGUGAUGUGCCUGAUUGGGUUUGCCAUCAACAUAUCGGACGUCGCGGUCGGGGUCAAGUACUUCGGGACCUUCUUCUGUGUUUCGGGGUCGUAUGCUGCCUUCCCUGGCAUCAUCGCGUGGCUGGGAAACAACCUCUCCGGCCAGUACAAGCGCGGCGUUGGGAUGGCCUUGCACAUAGGCAUAGGCAAUUUUGGUGGCGCGAUUGCCAGCAAUAUAUACUUGUCGAGCGACGAGCCUCGCUAUAUUCUGGGUCACGCGAUCGAGCUGAUGUUCGUCGGCAUCGGCUUCGUGUUCCUUCCUAUCACGGUGCUUGCGUACCAAAGAGUCAACGCUCGAAGAGAUGUUCAACAGCGCGAGAUGGAGAAGGAAGUCAAGUUCACGGAGGAAGAGUUGCGCAAGAUGGGCGAUCGCGCCCCAGACUUCCGCUAUACGCUGUAACAUGAGCAAAGUCGUCUUAUGCUGUGGGUCUUCACGAGAACCCUUGUAUCGUACUUUGAUGGCGCGUUUGUACUUUUGAAUUUUAUUCGCGUCACCAUUGUCUAGUCAA
Molecule: messenger RNA, 1600 nt
Organism: Postia placenta MAD-698-R-SB12
Lineage: Eukaryota; Fungi; Basidiomycota; Agaricomycetes; Polyporales; Adustoporiaceae
Exons: 19
Coding region: 1-1491 (496 amino acids)
Biological process (GO): transmembrane transport
Cellular component (GO): membrane
Molecular function (GO): transmembrane transporter activity
Source: RefSeq, a predicted model, not a curated record